Solanum tuberosum (potato) is the source of this 726-nucleotide messenger RNA. RefSeq names its product ferredoxin-1. Gene Ontology annotation, molecular function: electron transfer activity; 2 iron, 2 sulfur cluster binding. The coding region runs from base 96 to 548 and encodes 150 amino acids. The record is from RefSeq and is a predicted model, not a curated record. The transcript has a single exon. Gene Ontology annotation, cellular component: chloroplast. Gene Ontology annotation, biological process: electron transport chain. NCBI's taxonomy places the organism in Eukaryota, Viridiplantae, Streptophyta, Magnoliopsida, Solanales, Solanaceae.
UUCCACCAAUUAAUUCCCAAAAGAACCUUAUCUUCUCAUCAACACAUCUUAUCCACAGCAACAAAACCUUAACUCUUACAUUUUCCUCACUCACCAUGGCAACAAUUCAAUUAACAACCUCUCCAUCUUUCACUCUCAUUCCAUCAAGAAAACAAGGCAAUCUUGCUGCUAUUAAGCUAAACAAUCCCUGGUCAGUCAGGAGAACAGAAAACUGUCGAGUAUCGAGUGUAGUUCGAGCUUAUAAAGUAAUAGUAGAACAUGAAGGUAAAACUACAGAGUUGGAAGUUGAACCUGAUGAGACAAUCUUGUCGAAGGCACUUGACGUUGGCAUGUCCGUACCGUACGACUGCAAGCUAGGAGUGUGCAUGACUUGUCCAGCAAAGCUUCUAAGUGGGAAUGUGGAUCAAAGUGAAGGUAUGCUAAGUGAUGAUGUUGUGGAGAGAGGUUAUGCAUUACUAUGUGCAGCUUAUCCAAGAUCAGAUUGCCAUAUUAGAGUCAUACCAGAAGAAGAGCUUUUGUCUCUGCAACUCGCAACUGCCGAUGAUUGAACAUGAAGACGACGACGACCCUAUUUUUGUUAUUCCAUUUUUGACUGAUGUAAAACUGAUACAAGAUGUUCUACUUCUUGAGCAAUUCAAUGCAAAAGUAUGUGUGGUUUAUUGCUAUAAAUUGUUUUGCUCAUAAGCCAUUUCAACUAAUGAUUAUAUGCCAGUAUUUUCUUUUGGA